AAAUCGCUCUGGGACGCUAUCUAAUCACCAAUGUAAAUAGCAACCAGGUCUUCCUAGCAGCGGGUAAACAAAGCUAUGGCUGUGCUUCCUACAUGUGUAUUUCAGUUUGGUAGUUACGCCUUGGCUCCCAGUCAAGUAGGCACGCCGGAUGGGACACCGGCUACUUUUCUAUAAGUUUUAGUUUCUAUAUUAGUGUCUUACUUUAGCGUUACUGUCCUCUAGGGCUAGUACUCGGGCACGGAAGGUGCGACACUGAAAGGAACAUAUCCUAAGACAUUUAAAGGAGGACUUUUUACAACCACUUGAGGAUGGCGGCAGGACCAGUGCUUGCAGGUCGGGGUUUUCCGACUAUGUUCGGAGAAAUCCGUGAUCAGAAUGUGACAUUUUGUGUGGACACCUCGGGCAGUAUGUACAAUCACCUGAGUGUAGUGAAGGACCAUCUGACUGAAGCACUGCUGAAGAUAGCCUACACAGCUCCGGACAAAACAUUCAACAUCGUCGAGUUUUCUACUGAGGUUGACCAGUGGGCUGACCGUAUGGUGAAAUGUACGCCACACACAGUCACCAGAGCUGCGGGCUGGAUUCGCGCCCUGACCCCAAAGACAGGAACAAACACCUUAGAUGCCUUACUGACUGCUCUGGGUGACCCAGGGUGCACGGCGGUGUACUUAGUGACGGACGGCCUGCCCGACCAGGCUCCCCACGACAUCCUCCAACACGUGGCCUACUCCUCCCGCGGUCGCCCCAUUCACUGCAUCUUCCUGACACACACCUUCGCUGAUGCAGCCGCGCACGACUUCCUACAGGACCUUGCCGUGCAGACCCGUGGUUCCUUCCACAUCAUCACCCUUACUGUGGAGGGAAACGUUCACAGGGUCACGCCGGUCUAUCGCGCCGACCAUUCGGGGAAGCGCCCACUAGGCGGUCCUCUGUACCCACCACUAAAGUCGUCCAGUGUGAUGACGAGACUGGACCAUAACCCCUUCCUGGAAGGGACGGACCCCACGCCGAUCGUCACAUACACACCGUGGGAGCCAACCGUCUCGUACACACCACUAGACAGAGUGGUAACAGUACCGAGUGUGGCAACAGGGACAUACACUCGCCCCCUGAAACUCAGGAACACCAUAACGGGGAAGAUCGUGGACACGACAAGUCUGGAGUUCUCUCCAUCCGCAAGUCUCAUCAUGCGCGGGACAAGAGUGUUGGCCAGACGAGAUGAGGAUGGUUACUACUACAUGGGCACUGUGGCAAAUCAACUUCCCGAUGCAAAGGGCCGUUUCAUGAUCGAGUUUGACAAGGUGCCAACAUUGAAGAGUCGUAUGCAGGAGACAGGCAUCUAUGACAUGAUCGCCCAUGUGGAUGCCUUCCGACACAAAAUUGUUCCUGGUGACAAGGUGCUGGCACCAUGGGAGGUAACAGGGCAGAGAUUUGGGCCUGGCACAGUGCUGGAAGGGGUGGAGAGAAGAUUUGAAGACAGUAUUGAUGAUGAUGAAGAUCUGGUGGUGACUUUCUGGAAUGGUAAAACGGAGUCUGUCCCCCGACACAAGGCCAUCUGGAUCCCCCUCAUGCUGUAUGAGAGAGUCAUCUUUGAGCUGCAGAUGCCGGUGGCGGCUCGAGAGAAGUUUCUGGAAGCGAAUCCAGGCUGGCCGUACGAGUCUCCGCCCGGGUAUCCAUCCACGUACAUCGUGGGCGACCCUGCCGAGUUCACUCCGCCCAAACCUGCACGAAUCAGGUCUCCCCAUCUAGUCAGCAGUACCAGGCACGUCUACGUACCAACACACUACCCAACCUACCCAUACCCCUGGUAUUGGUACCCAGCUGUUCCAUCCACUCUGGAGACAGAGGAUGAUGGGAAAAUUCCUGGGGCGGACGUGACGAAAGAUCAGCUGAACAGGAAAGUGUUACAGCAGCUGCGGGAGAACAAGCUCCUCCUGGACGACACACGGGAGGAGAUGAAAGAUCUGAGAAGGUCUCUAAAGAAAUCCAAGUCUAUUGAUAGUGGCCUGAGUUCACUAAGUGACUAUGAGGACUGGUAUGACUACGAGGACUACACACCCAGGGACAAGUCUACAAACACUGACUGGAGCCUUUACAAGGACACCAAAGGGACACAGAAGGAUGAGCGUCCUCCUUGGAGAUACUGGUCAAGAACGCCGAGAUCUCCUGUAUCAAAGGCACCCCAUCCCCCAACGUCAAAGCCAAUGAAGAGGUAUCCUGCGUUUCGUGACACCACAGUCAACACUCCCAUGGAACUGCUUCGUGGGCCCAAUGAUGAACAAGUUGUUGAACACGAUGUUGUCCCGCGUGGAAGUUACGGACAGACAAAUUCUCGGAAGCUAACACCUGCAAGACCAUACACCGCACCGGGAAAUGGGAGAAAAGCGACCAUUGUCACGGGGCCUAAUGAUUAUGACUAUUCUGUCUUCAACACGGUCAACCACUCCCAACCACCAGCACAGCCGCCACAGGGACCACCAAACAAGAGCUCUGCUUUCCAGAAUGUUGACCACACCUUCAGACGAAGCAUCGACAUGAGGGAAGCCAUGAUGCACCCCCAGCCUCCGCCGGCCUCUCCUUACCUGGCACAGAGACAAGAUGAGUCUUCUGCACUUUCCAGGGAUGUUGAACCAGAUUCUUUGGACAUGCAGCUUGUUCCCAUAGAAACCUUCAAAGAUACGGAACAAAAUAACAUGCAGAUAGUGCCAGUUGUGGAUAGCUCGCAGGACAAAAGGGUUAGGUUCACAACAAUCAAAGGCAGUCCUGAACAUGAAAGGCAAUUGUUGCGAACAACAUCUGAACAGUCAGUAAAAUGUAGGGCGGGAUCGAAGAGCAAGGCCAGACGUGUUUUAGAAGCUUUUGAAAACUCCAAUGGUACAAAUAUCAGGUUGUUGAAGGAGAGGGAAAAUUCGAGUGUCAACAGUAUCGAACUUUUGCAUGUUUCUGGAAAUUCAUUUGGAAAUGAAGUAAAGAGUGUCAUAGCGGGUAAAAACGAAUCAAAAAGUAAAGACAUGAGUGUGUCAGAUGUGUUGGAAACAGACUAUGGCAGGAUGGCUUGCGAUGUACAUGUGAAAGAAAUGUUGAGGAGAAAAGAUAUAGAAUUUCUGUCUGAGUCGCAAGACUUGGGAAACCAUAGCAUGCAAGGUCUGCAUGUGGCAAGUCAAUCUAACAGCAUAGAUGCAGUUGCACAUGUAGUUUCUGAAAAUGAUUUUGGCAAAACAACUCGCAAUUGCAAGAUUAGUGAAAAGUCCAACAAACAAAGAAUUGAUCGCCGCCACGUAUCUGAAUGUGCACAAAUGGCAAAAGCACAUGAGGUACAACAGACCACCACUUCCAAAGCAAAAACUGUAAACUUUUCAGAAACCACAGAAACAGAACAUGGGACAUGUUUGCAAGAACUGCACAUGUCAGAAAAAUCUAGCAAACUGCAAAGUGAAGAGUCCAUUUUGGUUCGAGACGAUAGUGGGCUACAGGCAAAAAUCACUUCUGGUCCAUCCCAUAAUACUCCACCUUCGUCAUGGGACAAAGAGGAGCUGUCCCUGACUCAGUCCUGGCUGCUCGCGGGGUGGAAACCAAACUACAACUCCUAUGGAGUCGUCACCCACAAGUGCACUAAACUAACCCCUAGUAGCACGGGAACUUCAGAUCUGACCAUGGUACCAGCACAAACAGCGGUACAGGACUCUGUUCCCAGUUCGGAGGUUGUACCACUGCACAUACCAAAACCUCCACCACCAAAACAAAGGGCCGGUCCUCCGAAUGAUAGCAAAGGAUAUCCACUGAACGAGACAGUGGGACGUAACCAGAACAUCCUGAGUCAGGAGGAGGCAGAGAACACACUGUCAGACUUCCGCCGGCGCAGGGAGAUGCUGCGGAGACAGUCAGAACACAGGCAGAAGAGUGAGGCAGAGGAGAAGGCAGCUGCCAUCCAGGCUGCUAAAAGACAACAGGCCCUGCAGUUCAUUAAACAAGACAUUGAUCGCCAUGAGUCCAAUGAGAAGAAAGUCCAGGACACUAUCGAAGCCAAGCGGUCCAUAACCAACUCCAUCCAGCAGCAUGAGAGGAACAGGGAGGAUGGACACUUCCAGCGAGACCAGGGCCGCGUGUCAGCACUGAGGCAGAGGCAGGUACAACAUGAGGUGCUGCAGCAGCAGAGAAUGCAGGAGAAAGAAGACACCAUCAGGAGAAGAAGAGAGGGCCACGAGGCUCGCGUCGCCAUGCACAACCUGCAGUCAGAAAUAAAGUAUGACGUGGAACAGGGAAAACUUCAGACCAGAGACGCACGGAGAAAAAUAGCUGAAUCCCAGCGGCGGGAGUUCUUCCAUAAAAAGGAGAUGGCAGCUCAGGACAAGAAAAACUUAAAGGCAACAGUAGACGAGCAAAAGUUACAAAUGUACAGAUCCCAUGUUCUACCGUAACUACCUAUAGUCAACUAUGCAAGAAUUGUAUAUGUGCAUUAGAGAAGAUAUAACCAUAUCUUAGUAUACUUGACUACUGGGAUUACUUUAUACAUGAAAUCCAUGUAGCAAGUUGGGAAGGCUAGCUACUAGGUUUUAAAAUGUAAAUGUUCAUGUAUAUAA
This is a messenger RNA of Branchiostoma floridae (Florida lancelet), 4580 nucleotides long. RefSeq lists its product as uncharacterized. The coding region runs from base 309 to 4418 and encodes 1369 amino acids. The record is from RefSeq and is a predicted model, not a curated record. The transcript has 10 exons. NCBI's taxonomy places the organism in Eukaryota, Metazoa, Chordata, Leptocardii, Amphioxiformes, Branchiostomatidae.